This is a messenger RNA of Brassica rapa (field mustard), 1414 nucleotides long. RefSeq names its product probable choline kinase 3. NCBI's taxonomy places the organism in Eukaryota, Viridiplantae, Streptophyta, Magnoliopsida, Brassicales, Brassicaceae. The record is from RefSeq and is a predicted model, not a curated record. Gene Ontology annotation, biological process: phosphatidylethanolamine biosynthetic process; phosphatidylcholine biosynthetic process. Gene Ontology annotation, cellular component: cytoplasm. Gene Ontology annotation, molecular function: choline kinase activity; ethanolamine kinase activity.
AAGACAAAGAGAUAGAUCUUUCCUUUCUAACGUCAAGACAAAAGUCCAUAAAUACCCCUUUUCUACACCUCUCUCAUUCACCAUGCAAUUUGUCUUUCCUUCACACCAAGACUUCUCUCCAACAAAAUCUUUUUUUUUUCACUCUCUCUAUUUCGAAGUCUUUCUCUGGUUUCAAGAUUCCUUGCAACUCUCUUGUUCCAGAUGGCAAUAGGAAUCUUUGGAUUGAUCCCAAGCUCAUCACCAGACGAGCUAAGGAAGAUUCUGCAAACACUUUCGACAAAAUGGGGAGACGUAAUUGAGGAUCUUGAGAGUCUUGAAGUGAAGCCGAUGAAAGGAGCGAUGACUAACGAAGUGUUCAUGGUGAGUUGGCCUAGAAAAGAAACGAAUCUUCGAUGUAGGAAACUUCUUGUUCGUGUCUAUGGUGAAGGCGUUGAGCUUUUUUUUAACAGAGACGACGAGAUUCGGACUUUUGAGUUCGUGGCCCGACAUGGCCACGGUCCAAGACUACUUGGCCGCUUCGCCGGCGGCAGAGUCGAGGAGUUUAUCCAUGCCCGGACCCUAUCAGCAAGCGAUCUUCGUGAUCCCAACAUAUCAGCUUUAGUGGCAACUAAGCUAAGAAAAUUUCACAGCAUAAACAUUCCUGGAGAUCAAACUGUUCACAUCUGGGACAGGAUGAGGACUUGGGUAGGACAAGCCAAGAAUCUGUGUUCAGCUGAACAUUCAGAAGAGUUUGGUCUAGACAAUAUUGAAGAUGAAAUCAACUUGCUAGAACAAGAAGUGAACAAUGAGUACCACCAACAAGAAAUAGGUUUUUCUCACAAUGAUUUGCAGUAUGGUAACAUCAUGAUUGAUGAAGACACCAAUGCCAUCACUAUCAUUGAUUAUGAGUAUGCAAGUUACAAUCCAGUUGCUUAUGACAUAGCAAAUCACUUCUGUGAGAUGGUAGCAAAUUACCAUUCUGACACUCCUCAUAUCUUGGACUACACUUUAUAUCCAGGAGAAGAAGAAAGGAGGAGAUUCAUCUGCAACUACCUCGCCUCUUCAGGUGAAGAACCAAGAGAGGAAGACAUAGAACAGCUUUUGGAUGAUGUCGAGAAGUAUACAUUGGCGAGCCAUCUCUUCUGGGGUUUAUGGGGAAUCAUCUCUGGCUAUGUGAACAAGAUUGACUUCAAUUAUCUCGAGUAUUCGAAGCAGAGAUUCAAACAGUAUUGGCUUCGAAAACACCAGCUUUUACCUUUCUACUCAUCUCAUAAGUAAAAUAUUACACACAAAAAAAAAUCAUGAUGGGAACCAUAACAUGGCUACUAUGCCAAUGUUAAAAACCAUGUGUAUUUGUUAUGUUCAUCUGAUACUAUGUAAUCAUCCAGCACAAUAAUACUUUCCAAGGAAAGAAUAGAAAAGUUUAAUAUUUGAA